UGCUGUCAAGCAGGAACAGUCAGAAAAGAAGAAUGCAGCCCUUGGGGAAACAGUCCACGAGAUGGAAGAGCUCUCAGGCAAACUCAAGCAGAAGCUCAAAGAGGAAGAUGAUGCACUUUCCAAAGCAGACAAGGCAAAUCGAGAAAAGAGCUACGAGAUCACAAGCCUGAAGAAUCAGGUCGCCAAGUUUGAGGAACAGAUUCUCUCCCUAACCCAGCAAGUGGAGGAACGGGAGGUGGAGCUCAGCAAAGCCAAGGAGACCAACACGCACUUGGCCUCAGAGCGCGACGAUGCCGUGGAAGCCAUCGCAGAGAAGGACACCCUCAUCAACACCCUCAAGAGACAGCUAGAACAGGAAAAGAGUCGCAGCAGCUCCUUACAGUACUCUGUGGAUGACCUACAGAAGAAACUGACCCAAUCCUUUGGUGACUUGACUGAAUGCCAAGAUAAAGUUGCAGAGAUUGAGUCCUCCCUGAAAGCUCAGGAGGCCAAGGAAGUGAAGGCGCAGAAGGAGGUGGCGGCAGUGAGGAAGGAGAAGAUGGCGGUGGCAAAGCCGGAAAUGGUCCCUGGGGCCAUGAACCUGCCGGGAAUACAUAACAAAGAUCCUUACCUCGGCCCUGGCCAGCUUGGGUAUGUCCAACGGGGGGUGGUGCAGACCCGUGAUAAGGGGAUGGAUGGUAUCACCUUCCACCGGACUNAGAGACCGAGAGACAAACACACACAAUCUACAUGGAUGUCUGUUGGUGCUGGCUGGAGCAUAAAACAAGGAUGCCUCAAGCCUAGUCACUUCUUGCACCUGCCUGAUUUCCUUAGCAAUAUUGUUCAUAUUUUGCGCGUCCUACUGUCUGUUAGAACUUCCCUCGGGCACAAACUCUUGCACAAUUACAUACUUAUACCCAACAGCUUCUUGGACCCACUCAGAAUUCUCAGGAAAUCUUCUAAACUAACCUGGACCGUUUUUGACUUUUUUAUUUAUCUCCGACAUCGCAGCCGCUUUUUUCCUCUUCAGCCAGGACAGGAGCUGAUCAUUGCCUAA
Molecule: messenger RNA, 1036 nt
Organism: Penaeus vannamei (Pacific white shrimp)
Lineage: Eukaryota; Metazoa; Arthropoda; Malacostraca; Decapoda; Penaeidae
Source: RefSeq, a predicted model, not a curated record